AGAGACGAUUUACAUCAGACAGGACACUAAAUUGGAAGAAAUUGAAAAGCAAAAAUAUCCACUUUAAAAUGUAUGCCAUUGUUGACUUCAGGUGUAAAUGCAAACGAUGCCAAAUGAUGACAACUAUGGCUGAAUGUGUGUGCUGCGAUGAGAUUAUGAGGGUGCAGGAGACUAGAGACGAGAUUGAUGGAAUCUGCUGUAUUACAGAGCACCCUUGGUUCCAAACAGUGUGCCUUGAUGUGUAUGUUCUGCGAACUGCUUACGAGAGCUACAAACAAUAUCACAAUGGAAACAUUCCCGAUUCUCCAAAGCGUUACAGAUACACUGCCUAUCGUCAGCUGGCCCGUUGGUGUUGGGGUUAUUUAGGAAAGAUGUUAGAGUUCCUCUUCCUUCAUGUGCUGUGAAUGUCAUACGAGCAACAUUUCCAGCAGACGACGAUCUCUUUGUUGGAUUCAACUAUUCACGGUGACCAAAUCUGGACUGGAACACAGAAAUAGCAAAUUCCUUUGUGGGCCUCUCAAAAUUGCUGCACAAUGGGGGUGGUGAAUCUUGAAGGACGUCUUGCUUGCAGUUGGCCAUGUUCUUGUGUCUUGUUCUGUUGAUGACAUUUGUUGUUAGUUCCUGGACAUAACCUUCAAAAAUAAAUAAAUUCAUGGAUAUAAAGUUUAUA
This is a messenger RNA of Pecten maximus, 670 nucleotides long. RefSeq lists its product as uncharacterized. The transcript has 2 exons. The coding region runs from base 69 to 404 and encodes 111 amino acids. The record is from RefSeq and is a predicted model, not a curated record. Lineage: Eukaryota; Metazoa; Mollusca; Bivalvia; Pectinida; Pectinidae.